AUGUCUUCCGCAACACCUGCUGAAGAUCCCAGCGCUCGACGUAAACGGCCCGCUAGGAAGUAUACCUCCCGCGCCUGCGAGGAAUGCCGUCGACGAAGAGCCAAGUGCGAUGGCAAUAGACCCUCCUGCUCGCGAUGUCUGGAUCGCGGAAUCCGCUGUCAGUACUCGACCGCCGAGGACGGGAGACAGCCCGCGCCUAAGGCAUAUGUGGUGAUGCUACGGAAUCGGAUUGAGCUACUGGAGCGUGUAUUGCACUCACAUGGUAUUGAUCCAGAAGCCUCAGUUGCGCAACUGAUGGCCGAAGAUGAGCUUUCGAAUCAACAUCAACCAACUGAGUCGGAGUGGGCAUCCGCCGGCUCAAAUUGUAACGUCGAGGACUUGUGUGGUACUUUUGAUGGAGCUUUAACCCUGGACGAAUCAUUGAACUUCGAUCAGGAUGGCGAGGUUAGAUAUUUUGGCCCUACCAGUGGAAGACUCCUCUUCCGCUCUUCGGAAAAUGACUCUCCGGUCGAAGAGGCAUAUUCAACAGAUCCAUCAUGUACGGGAUGCUCUACCAAUACACCGGAAUGUCCAGAACCUGCCGCGACUUGUCGAUACGAAGUGGCUGGCGAACUCUCUCCACCAUACGAAACCUGGUUAUCAGAUGAACUUCAAGCGCAUCUCAUCGACCUAUACUUUGAAUGGGAACAGCCAUGGUUUCAGAUGCUAAAUGAAACCCUCUUUCGAGAGAGUAUGGCCAAUGGCGGGCGAUACUUCAGCCCCUUAUUACUGACCUGUAUUCUCGCGGUGGGCUCUCGGUAUUGCGAUCGACUCGAGGUUCGAACCGAGCCGAACGAUCCCAACACCGCAGGGAGGAUGUUCAUCUGCAAAGCAGAGAAAUUGAUACAAAAUGAUUUGAGAUGGCCCAAGAUCACUACUAUUCAAUCAUUGGCUAUCAUGGGCAUGUUCUACAUCGCAACGGGUUCGGAUGCAGCAGGUUGGCUUCAUCAAGGCAUGGCCAAUCGUCUUGCUCUGGACAUGGGUUUCAAUAUGGAUCCGGCCGUUUUGGCCGGGCUGAGGCAGAUCUAUUGGGCUUUGUAUUGCCAUGAUAAGCUUUCUGCAAGCUAUGCUGGUAGAGUCUGCACCCUCCUGGACUCGCAAGGUGUUGUGAACAAGCCGUACCUACAGUGUGCAAGCACCAAAGUCUUACCUUCGGCGAAAGGCAAUGGUCAACUACGGGCUUACUCACAAAGGGACGUCGCUAAACUGCACCAAGCGAUGAUUGACCUUUGCCGGAUUCUCGAGAAGAUCCUUCACUCACUCUGGUCACCUAGGCCCCUCCUCCAUGCCCAUCAGAGGUCCGCCUUCUUCGAUUCCUGCGUCCUCGAACUCAAAACAUGGUACUAUGAUCUUCCCUCGGAAAUCAAAAUCGACCGAUCAUCCGGCCCAUCCAAGUUCCCACACGCCUACACAAUGCUCAUGGUCUACCACACAAUUUUCAUCCUCCUCUGUGGCCCCUUCAUGAACAAGCCCUCCUCCUCCUCCAACGCGAAUACGCAAACAGAUAACAUGACCAGCACCAAUCAAGGCGAAUCCCAAGAAGAAAAACCGUCCCCCGACCACUCCCGAACCACCAAAGCCCUCGCAAGCUGCAGUUCCUCAAUCCGCGCAAUGUGCCUCAUAAUCCAAAAAUACCGCCACACAUUCGGCAGUUUCAAAAUGAGUCCCAUCACAGCAACAUACUGCACUUUAUCCGCGGCCUUAAUUAUAAUCGAAAACUGCUGCACAAUCGAAAACAAAUCACCCAACACUACAAAGACCAAUCCCAACCCCAAUUCCAAUUCAAAUGCCAAUUCCAGUCCCGACGCCUGCACUGCCGAAGAAGCCACAGGAUCCAACCGCAAUUUAUCCCCACACGUAGCAGUGGGCCUGUGUAUGCAAGUUCUACGAGAAUUAUCAACGUCCUGGAACAUCGCCAAGCGAAUCGGUCGGAAUUUGGAAAAAGUUUACACCCAGCGCUUCGGCUCGGAUCAUGUUCCCUGCCCGCCGAAGGAAUGUGAUAUGGCAGCCUAUGAAGCGGCGACUCAACUCGUCGAUGCGAAUAUACCCUUCGAAACGAAUGUGCCUCCGUUGGAUACCUUUGAUCCCUUCUUUGAUAAUAAGAAUGCCAUGCAUCUACAAAACCCCCUUUCUUUUCAUCUUGAGCAUCAACAUCAACAUCAACCGCUUCCCUCUGCCACCGAGGCACAUUCUAUUUAUCUGAAUCAGGAUGAGAAUACACCACCCGUUACUGGUUUUGAUGCCGGUGUCGGUGUCGGUGUUGGCGUUAAUGGUCCUGAUUUCUCGAACUUGGUAAGCUCUGAUGAGCUUUUUGCGCAGAAUUUGGGAUUUGCCUUUGAGCCGGAUUGUUUGCCGAGUGAUUAUAAUAUGUUUGAUACGUUGAAUCAGAUGUAUUUAGAGGAGACGUGGUGA
Molecule: messenger RNA, 2451 nt
Organism: Penicillium cosmopolitanum
Lineage: Eukaryota; Fungi; Ascomycota; Eurotiomycetes; Eurotiales; Aspergillaceae
Exons: 7
Coding region: 1-2451 (816 amino acids)
Biological process (GO): DNA-templated transcription; regulation of DNA-templated transcription
Molecular function (GO): DNA-binding transcription factor activity, RNA polymerase II-specific; DNA binding; zinc ion binding
Source: RefSeq, a predicted model, not a curated record